Molecule: messenger RNA, 2091 nt
Organism: Colletotrichum higginsianum IMI 349063
Lineage: Eukaryota; Fungi; Ascomycota; Sordariomycetes; Glomerellales; Glomerellaceae
Product: VHS domain-containing protein
Exons: 6
Coding region: 1-2091 (696 amino acids)
Biological process (GO): protein transport to vacuole involved in ubiquitin-dependent protein catabolic process via the multivesicular body sorting pathway
Cellular component (GO): ESCRT-0 complex
Molecular function (GO): phosphatidylinositol binding; ubiquitin binding
Source: RefSeq, a predicted model, not a curated record
AUGUUCCGAGCUGCCGCAGCUGGUCCCUUUGAUGAGGGCGUCGCCAAGGCCACUGACGAGAAUUUGACCUCGGAAGACUGGGGAGCUAUCAUCGAGGUCUGCGAUCGCGUAGGCAGCGACCAGAAUGGGCCCAAGGAUGUUGUCCAGGCCAUGAUCAAGCGUCUUGCGCACCGCAACGCCAAUGUGCAGCUCUACACACUCGAGCUCGCAAACGCCCUCAGCCAGAACUGCGGCAAGAACAUGCACCGUGAGCUCUCCAGCCGGGCCUUCACCGAUGCCAUGUUGAAACUCGCAAACGACCGCAACACCCAUAACCAGGUCAAGGCCAAGAUCCUCGAGCGCAUGAAGGAGUGGUCCGACAUGUUCAGCAAAGACCCCGACCUCGGCAUCAUGUACGACGCAUAUUUCCGGCUCAAGCAGAGCAACCCGACCCUGCAGGCUCCCUCGGCGCCCCAGAAGACGGGCCUGACGGAGGUGGAUCGUCAGAAGGAGGACGAUGAGCUGCAGAUGGCGUUGAAGUUGUCGUUGCAAGAAGAGGAGAGGAAGAAGGCACCUGUCGCGUCCAACGCUGCCGCCUCGUUAUCUCCCGCUGCCCCCGGUUCAUCGGCGCAAGCUGCCCACCCGCAGGUUCAAUCAACACCCGUGCCCGCAGGGACGACAGCUGCUACAGUAUCAAGGGUGCGGGCACUGUAUGACUUCGUCCCCACGGAACCAGGCGAACUGGAGUUCAAAAAGGGCGAUGUCAUUGCCGUUCUCGAGUCCGUCUACAAGGAUUGGUGGCGUGGCUCGCUCAAGGGAAAGACGGGCAUUUUCCCCCUCAACUACGUCGAGAAGCUCACGGAUCCGACCCCGGACGAGUUGGCGCGCGAGGCCCAGAUGGAGGCCGAGGUGUUUGCGGAGAUCAAGAACGUCGAGAAGCUCCUCACGUUGUUGAGCACGUCAAACCCGGCGCCGAGAGAGGAGGACAACGAAGAGAUCUCGAAACUUUACCACCAGACGCUAGCCAUCAGACCCAAGUUGAUCAAGCUCAUUGAGAAGUACUCGCAGAAAAAGGAUGACUUCACGCAGCUGAACGAAAAGUUUAUCAAGGCUCGCCGCGACUAUGAGUCUCUGCUGGAAUCCUCCAUGUCGCACCCUCCUCAGCCUAGCUACCAUCAAUACGCGACGAGACCGGGUCCUGGCGGAUACUCGGGCGGACCGGGAGCAGGCUAUCCUCCUCAGGGUCCUCCUCAGGGACUUCCCCAGCAGCAACAGCAGCCUCCGCAGCAGGAGCAGAGAUACUACACUCCUGCACCCCAAGACCAACCACAAUACCCCCAGUCCACACCGUCGCCGAAUUUCCAGCGUCCCGCCCAGGCCACGCCUGCUCCGUUUUACGUAGCUGGUGCAGAGGUCCCAUCGGCAGGCGCCGCGCCUCACAACCAGCCGCAUCAGCAUCCCCCGCGUGACCAACGACAUGCGUCCACCGGAAAAGCCCAGGUGCCGCCGAUCAACACCUCGCCUACACCGCCAGUCAACACGUAUUCUGCCUACACUGUGCCUCCAAAUCAGAGACCUCAGAGCACCUAUGGCGCCCAAGAGCUGGCGACUUCAGUCUACGACUCGCCCAUUGCUAGUCACAACCCGAACUCUGCCGCGACGUACACAUCAUCUGUCUACUCCCAAGAUGACUCGUAUAACACCAGCAGCCCUAUCGUAGGCACCUCGACCGUGCCUGCACCAUCUUCUUUCCAACCGUCAGCACCGCCAGCCGGACAAGCCUCUCAACCACCCCAUCAACCACAGUACCAUAGCUACCAGCCACCGGGGGCACAAAGUCAGGACAACUACAACAACGCCCCGACUCAGGCGCCGCCCCCUGUGCCAACUGGGGCAGCUCCAGCUCCGCCCAUAUCUGGUCCCGGGCGGUCUGAAGUCCUGACGCCGCCUCCUCUGCAGCCGGGCGGCGCUUCGUAUGACUCACGACAGGGCCUGCCUAGCCAGAGCCCAUCGCAGCCACAGUACCGGGCUUACGUGCCGCCAGGCCCUUCCACUGACGGGCCGAGUGCACCGCCAGCGGCGGACUACUAUCGACAGAGCGGCGUGUACUAG